This is a messenger RNA of Triticum dicoccoides, 1457 nucleotides long. RefSeq names its product G-type lectin S-receptor-like serine/threonine-protein kinase At1g34300. The record is from RefSeq and is a predicted model, not a curated record. Gene Ontology annotation, molecular function: ATP binding; protein kinase activity. The transcript has 3 exons. Lineage: Eukaryota; Viridiplantae; Streptophyta; Magnoliopsida; Poales; Poaceae. The coding region runs from base 148 to 1347 and encodes 399 amino acids. Gene Ontology annotation, biological process: protein phosphorylation.
GUUGACAAUCGAGAUAUCAGAAAUGUCGAAUGACGCAUACAGCUGCAGGCAAAGGAAGCAACACAUUCAUCCCCGGACACUCGAAAGGACGCUCCAAGUCCAAGGAGGCAACAUCUCCUGAUCCCCCGAAGUUGCUGCUUGAUCGCCAUGGCGCUUAGCAGCGGCAUCCUCGCCUUGUCAAUCAUUGGAGUGCUGGUCGCUGGUAUAGUGACAGUGGUCGCCACGAUCGCCAUCUACCUAUGCGCCAAGGUCGCCGUGCAGAUGUAUCUGCAGAAGGAAGACAAGCAGGACGGCCACCGGGACGCGUGGCUCGGCAACGGAGCAGCCGCCGGUAGCACGCCGAGAGCCACGGAUGACGCAGAGGACGUCGAGAUGGGGAGCAUGAGCUUCUUCAUCGAGGGUGUCCAGAACGAGCGGCCCGUCCGCUUCAGCUCGCAGCAGCUGCGGGGCUUCACCCAGGGCUUCGCGCACAAGCUAGGCUCCGGCGGCUUCGGCGUGGUGUACAGGGGCAGGUUUCCCAACGGCACGCCCGUGGCCGUGAAGGUGCUCAACAGCACGCUCGGGAGGCGCGCGGAGGAGCAGUUCAUGGCGGAGGCGCUCGUGUACGAGUACAUGGAGAACGGCUCGCUUGACCGGCACCUGUUCGGCACGCCGGCGCCGGAGGGCCGCGCCAUCGGCUUCGAGAAGCUCCAAGAGAUCGCCGUCGGCACGGCCAAGGCGGUGCGGUACCUGCACGAGGAGUGCCAGCACAGGAUCAUCCACUACGACAUCAAGCCGGAGAACGUGCUGCUCGGGGCCGACAUGGCGCCCAAGGUGUCCGACUUCGGGCUCGCCAAGCUGUGCGACAGGGAGGACACCCACCUGACCAUCACGGGCGCGCGGGGCACGCCCGGGUACGCGGCGCCGGAGCUAUGGAUGCCGCUGCCGGUCACGCACAAGUGCGACGUGUACAGCUACGGGAUGCUGCUGUUUGAGAUGCUGGGUCGGCGGCGGAACCUGGAGCUCGGGCUGCACAGCCGCGAGAGCCAGGAGUGGUACCCGCGGUGGGUGUGGCACCGGUUCGAGGCCGGCGAGAUGGACGCCGUGCUGGCACGCGCGAUGGCCGCGGGGGACCUGGACGCCACGGAGAAGGCGGCGAGGAUGUGCAAGGUGGCGCUGUGGUGCGUGCAGUACCGGCCGGAGGAGAGGCCGUCCAUGGGCAAUGUGGUGCGGAUGCUGGAGGGGGAGGAGCAGAUCGCCGCGCCGGGCAACCCGUUCGCGCACCUCGCGGCAUACAGCGCCGGAGUGACGUUGUCCGAUGACACCACAACGGAUUCCUACGGUUCUUCAGCUUUCACCGGCAAGUAGCUUCGUUACGUUUAUUUAUGUAUACAACCAAUUGUGUUGAAAUAUACUCCCUCCGUUCCUAAAUAUAAGGUGUAUUAGUUUUUCAAAAAGUCAACUGUUGUCUAUGUUUG